ACCUUUUACUUUGAAAACAUGAGACCGGAUGUGACUCUCAGUUGUCAGGUGAUCAGCUGACCGAAACAGUCGGCUUCUCGGUGAGACGAGCAGCUAAAAACAAGACGAAAAGCAGGAUAAUUUCUAUUUUUAUUUGCGACGGAGGGAAACGUUCGUCGAUAAGCCUUCCAUUAAAAGGAAAUGUUCCAGUAGGACUUUUAGUGACACAUCAGCAUAAUGUCGGGGAACAACCUGGUUCUGCCCAUAGUGCUGUGGGGCCGCACGGCUCCCACCCACUGCAUCAGCAGUCUGCUGGUGAUGGACGACUUUAGCACCAUCAUCACCGGCUGCCAUGACGGACAGAUCUGUCUCUGGGACAUGACACCUGAGCUGGAGAUUUGUCCCAGGGCCAUGUUGUUUGGCCAUACAGCCUCCAUUACCUGUCUGUCUAAAGCCAGUGCAUGUAGUGACAAACAGUACAUCGUCAGUGCAUCAGAGAGCGGAGAGAUGUGUUUAUGGGAUGUGAACGAUGGACGCUGUAUUGAGUUCACCAAGCUGGCCUGUGCUCACACUGGCAUACAGUUCUAUCAGUUCACCAUCAGCACUGAGAGGGAGGCACGUCUGCUAUGCAAUGGCCACUACCCAGAAAUCCUUGUGGUGGAUGCCACCAGCCUGGAGGUCCUGUACUCCCUGGUGUCCAAGAUCUCUCCUGACUGGAUCAGCUCCAUGAGCAUCAUCCGAUCCCACCGAACACAAGAGGACACAGUGGUGGCAGUGUCAGUGACUGGGAUUUUGAAGGUCUGGAUCAUCACAGCUGAGGUCAGCAGGAUGCAGGACCUGGACCCUGUGUUUGAAGAAGAGUCCAAACCCAUCUACUGUCAGGGCUGUCAGAGUAUUUCUUUCUGUACUUUUACUCAGAGCAGCCUGCUGGUUGUCUGCUCCAAGUACUGGAGGGUGUUUGAUGCAGGCGACUACUCGUUGCUCUGCUCAGUGUCCAGUGACAGCGACCAGGCCUGGACCGGAGGAGAGUUCAUCGCCGCAGACAAAGUCAUCAUCUGGACCGAAGACGGCUGCAGUUACAUCUACAAGCUGCCUGCCAGCUGUCUGCCUGCCAGUGAACACUUCCGCAGUGAUGUUGGGAAAACCAAAGAAGGCUCGAUUCCUCCGCUGGUCUACAGCAUUGCCGACCGCUCAGACAAACAGCUCCUGAUCUGUCCUCCUGUGACUCGGUUCUUCUUCGGCCGACGGGAGCCCCUCCAUAAGUUGCUGAUCCAGGGAGACUCAGCGGGCAGACUGUCCCUGUGGAGCAUCCCAGACACCUCGCCUCUGCAGCCGCUGUCGACCGCUGCAGAGCUGCAGGUGUCGUCCACCAUCAGUCUCCAGGAGGCGUUUGAUAAGUUGACCCCCGUGUCUGCAGGGAUCAUCGACCAGCUAAGUGCUCUUCCUGGAAAAGAAGGACCCAUCAAGGUGACAGCCAGCGUGUAUAUCCCCUCUCAGGGUCGCCUAGUGUGUGGGAGAGAAGACGGUAGCAUCAUCCUGGUUCCUGCCACUCAGACCGCCAUUGUCCAGCUGCUGCAGGGGGAGCACAUGCUCAGGAGAGGCUGGCCGCCCCAUCGUACCCUGCGAGGUCACCGGAACAAGGUGACGUGCGUCCUGUAUCCAUACCAGAUCUCCCCCCGCUACGACCAGCGCUCACUGGUGUCCGGAGGAGUGGACUUCUCCGUCAUCGUCUGGGACAUUUUCACCGGAGAGAUGAAGCACAUUUUCUGUGUCCACGGAGGAGAGAUCACCCAGCUCAUUGUCCCACCUGAAAACUGCAGUACUCGGGUUCAGCACUGCGUCUGCUCGGUGGCCAGCGACCACUCCGUUGGCCUGCUCAGUCUCAGGGAGAGGAAGUGCAUCAUGCUGGCGUCGCGACACCUCUUCCCCAUCCAGGUCAUCAAGUGGCGUCCGGCAGAUGACUACCUGGUGGUGGGAUGUUCUGACGGCUCUGUCUACGUCUGGCAGAUGGAUACAGGAGCUUUGGACCGCUGUGUGAUGGGCAUAACAGCAGUAGAGAUCCUGAAUGCCUGUGACGAGCUGGCUCCUGCCACUGUGGACGCUCUGACCCACUCAGCUGUGAACCUGAAGCAGGCGAUGACUCGCCGCAGCCUGGCGGCACUGAAAAACAUGGCACAGCACAAACUGCAGACACUCGCCACCAACCUGCUGGCUGCAGACAACGCCGACAAGGGCAACCUGCCAAAAUACUCCCAUAAUGCCCUUGUGGUCCAGGCGAUGAAGACCAACCUGACAGACCCUGACAUGCACGUGCUGUUCUUCGACGUGGAGGCGGUGAUCAUUCAGCUGCUGACAGAGGAAGCCCAGAGACCGAGCCCCACGCUGGUGUCUCCAGAGACGCUGCAGAAGAGCCAGGCUGGGGCUGAUAAGGGGGGGUCCUUCCUGGCCAACAAGAUCUUCAAACAGGUGAAGGAAACGAUGAAGGAGACCAUCAAGGAGCACCUGUUAGACGAAGACGAGGAGGAGGAGGAGGAGAUGAGGAGGCGGGAGGAGAAGUCCAAGUCUUUGAGUCUGCUGGAGUACAACCUAACGAUGGACACGGCCAAACUCUUCAUGUCCUGCCUGCAUGCCUGGGGUCUCAACGAACAGCUUGAUGGCAUCUGUCUGGAGCGACUGGGCAUGCUUAGACCGCACUGCCCCAUCUCCUUCGGCCUGAUUUCCAGAGGAGGUCACAUGUCCCUUAUGCUGCCUACCUUCAAGGAGUCCUUGCUGCGGCAGUUGUCCCUGGCGACUGGUCUGAAGCUGACUCUGACUGACAUUGUUGGGAAGGGGACGUAUGGCGUUUCAAGGGCCGUCACCACACAGCACCUGCUGUCUGUAAUUUCAUUGGCCAACACUCUGAUGGGCAUGACCAAUGCCACCUUCGUCGGAGAGCACAUGAAGAAAGCACCAGUCAGGCCUCCCAGACCAGGAGGAACCCCGGAGACUCCUCGCAGGACACUGGCUGCCCCCCCUCAGCCCUCCAACCCAGCACUACAGGCCCAGAUCAAACAAGCUGCUGUAGCUGCCACAGCCAACACCAGCACUGUUACUACUGCUACCACUGCUGGGGCUCCGGGGGCCCCUGGGGUCUUUCCUCAGAGGGCCCCUGGCUCCCCGAGCCCCAGCCCUGCUUCUUAUAACAUCCCCUCAGUCAACGAAGGUUGGAGCCAGCUGGCAGCCAUGCAUUGUGUGAUGCUCCCUGACCUCCUUGGACUGGACAAGUUUAGACCUCCUCUGCUGGAGAUGUUGGCAAGGAGAUGGCAGGACCGCUGUCUGGAGGUGCGAGAAGCAGCACAAGCUCUCCUAUUGGCUGAGUUAAGGAGGAUUGGCCAAUCCGGACGUAAGGACACCAUUGACUUGUGGGCUCCCUACCUUCCUCAGUAUGUGGACACCGUCAGCUCCCCUGGGUCGAGCACUGAGCCCUCCCCUCCAGCUCCACCUCCUCCAGAGGCUCAGCCAAUAGAAACAAAGGUUCCUGAGGAAGAAAUGGACGUCACGGAUGAUGACAUCACAGCAGGCUGUCUGUCCAACCUUCCACCAAACGCCAAGAAAAUCUCCAACUCAUACGAGGAGCGCCGUAAACAAGCCACCGCCAUCGUGCUGCUGGGGGUCAUCGGGGCUGAGUUUGGCGCUGAGAUUGAACCUCCAAAGGGUUCUGCACGGGCUCGAGCCGGGGGACAGGCGCCUGAGGGCUUUGGACUGACAAGUGGAGGGUCAUCCAACUACUCACUGGCCAGACACACAUGUAAGGCGCUGACCUUCCUGCUGCUGCAGCCCCCCAGCCCCAAGCUGCCUCCCCACAGCACCAUCCGCCGCACUGCCAUCGAUCUGAUUGGCAGAGGCUUCACCGUGUGGGAGCCGUAUAUGGAUGUGUCAGCGGUGCUCAUGGGGCUGCUGGAGCUCUGUGCUGACGCCGAGAAGCAGCUGGCCAAUGUUACCAUGGGUCUGCCCCUCAACCCGCCGGCAGAUUCCGCUCGUUCAUCCCGCCAUGCCCUCUCUCUCAUCGCUACUGCUCGACCACCGGCUUUCAUCACCACCAUUGCAAGAGAGGUUCAUCGGUACAACGCAGCUCAGGCUAACUCUCAGUCGCAGCAGAACGUUCACACUACCACUCUGGCCAGAGCCAAGACUGAGAUACUGCGAGUGAUUGACAUCCUGAUAGAGAAAAUGCCUGCCGACGUUGUGGAUCUGCUGGUCGAGGUGAUGGAUAUCAUCAUGUACUGUAUUGAAGGGUCUCUGGUGAAGAAGAAAGGACUGCAGGAGUGUUUCCCUGCUAUUUGCAAGUUCUACAUGGUUGGUUACUGUGACCGCAGUCACCGCAUCGCUGUUGGAGCUCGCCAGGGUUCAGUGGCCCUCUACGAUGUCCGUACCGGAAAAUGCCAGAACAUCCAUGGUCAUAAGGGUCCUAUCACAGCAGUGUCGUUCGCCCCUGAUGGCCGUUACCUGGCAACGUACUCAAAUGCUGACAGCCACAUCUCCUUCUGGCAGAUGAACACCAGUCUGCUGGGCAGCAUCGGGAUGUUGAACUCGGCCCCUCAGCUCCGCUGCAUUAAGACCUACCAGGUUCCUCCUGUGCAGCCGGCGUCCCCGGGCUCCCAGAAUCACCUGAAGCUCGCCCGCCUCAUCUGGACCUCCAACCGAAACGUCAUCCUCAUGGCCCACGACGGCAAGGAGCACCGCUUCAUGGUCUAAACCAGAUGUGUAUCUCCAACUGAGUCCUUGUUGUUGUAUUUGUUUGAGGGGAGUCUCUGAAAUGCUGCAGCAUGGAUUCACUCAGUGGUCACUUUAGUUUUAGUUUCAAAUAUGUAUCCUGAGCUGCUGAGUCUACACUGAGUCUAAAAAUAAGUGAGGCUGAUGGUAAUGGCUCAGGUGGUUCCAUUCAAAGGUUUGUCUUAAAAACCCAGCUCAGGUCCAGGAUUGGACUGGAUGAAUCUUUUGUUUUUAUCUUCCAUAGUGAUCAUUGUGAGGAAACACUCUGUAAUUUAUAAAAAAAAAAAAAAAAAAAGCUGUGAUAGAAGGCUUGUUUACAUUAUGAUUUGCAUCAAUGUAUUUUUUUAGUUAACAUCUUCUUGUCAUUCCUAUUUAUUUGCUGUUUUUGCUGGAUGUCACAGAUCUCCUUUGUCACCAACUUGUUGCAGCCAUUUUGGGUCCCAACUGUUUUUUAAAGUCAGCCUUUGGCUUGCUCCCAUUGGCUGCCCUCCUAGUUUCUAUUUUAUUUCAGUGCUAAAUAAGAUUUUUUUUUUUUUAAAUGUGCAAUUAUUUGUGGGUUGACUUUGCAGAAACACUGAUUUGAAUAUGGAUAAAUAAAUCAAUCUUGGCUGCAUUUUCUUUUCUCUAUAUUACUGUUUGUAUCGGAAUCAAAAAAUUAAACACCCUAGAGUGAAUUUCUUUAGUUUUAAUUUCUGGAAUGAAUUAUUUAUGUAGAUUGAAGAAAAUUCUCCAUUGCUCUCUUGAAGGCUUUGGUACUCUCCAACCUCUGUAAGACAAGUACACACUUUACACAUUUAAAACUGCGUGUGUGUGUGUGUGUGUGUGUGUGUGUGUGUGCGCACGUGCGUGCGUGCGUGUGUGAGAGAGAGUUCUUUGGUGUUUGCUUUUACUUUUGUGACACCUUCAAGGCUUUUCCACCCUCUAAGCUUCAUGCAGCAAUGUGUGUGUGUGUGUGUGUGUGUGUGUGUGUUUACACCCAAAUGUAUUUUCACAUACACACAUUCUCACUUCAGACUGCUCGUCCUAAAAGCACGAUCACAGUACAUCUUUAGACACUGGAGGUGCAGCAUUACUCACUGCAGACAUUCAAAAGGACAAAAAGCAAAAAGCAUAACAUUAUUUUAGUCAUAUUUUAAUGGCAUACUAGCAACAUUGUAUAAUUCUGCAAAAGGGGUUCUGGUAUAUAGGUCCUAACUCAGUUUAGUUCUUGAGUUUAGUUUCUAUGGCUCCUUAGUACCUGAUCUGUUUGGUCCAAAACAAAAACACUCUUUUUUUUUUUUAUGAUUAUCUAUCCGAGUUGGUCAUUUUUCUUUACAAAUUCUCCAUUUUCUUGAUUUCACUUUGCGUUGAACACAACAUCAGCUUUGUUCACCCGCUUGGAGUCAGUUUUGGCUGUCAAGUGGUUCUGAGUCAGUUUAGUUUAUUCAGCCCUUCUCUGUUUUAUUUAAUACCAUCCAGGUUCCAUGGCUUCCUAUGUCUACAUGUUGGUUCAAGUUCCCAAGUGAACCUUUUCUUUUUUCUUUUUUCCAUUGAUUGUGGGUCAUGUCACACAAUUCCUCUGGCAUUGCUGGAAUCUCUCACAAUGUAAAAACUGUUCUGGAGUUUGAAGGAAAAUAGCAGCUUUCUCCUUUCUUGCCUCGUUUGGGGAUUGUGUGUUUGUUUGCAGAUGACAACGCUUUAUAUUUUACUGAUAGAUGUCAAGACUUCUUUGUCUUUUGCAGCUUUCCUUUUUCAUUCAUCCUGCUCCAAAUGUGUACAUGUACAGAACGUACCAUCAGAACUGCUGUCUAAUGUAAUCUGUUAAUCGUGUACAGUGAGUUUGGAUCCUCUUUGGUGUAUUUGUUGUGGCUAACGUGACUGUCUGCCUGGCACUGACUAGAAUUUAUCUGUUUAAGUCAAUUUAAAACUUUAUAUUUAGGAGAACAUUUUAAAUGUCACAGUAUUCCAUUUACAUCUUUAGGUGUUUGAUGAAGAUCUUGACUUUCAUUUUAUUAAGAGAAACAAUAGGUGAAUGGGACACAUUUACAGUUUAAUAUUUUUCUUUUAAAAGAAAACGGCGUCUGUUCUCUUAAAUGUUGCUGACAUUCCUUAUUAAUAACAGCGGGUACAACAAGUAGUUUGUUAUCCUGGAACUAACCAUAUCCAUCGCGUCUUAUAAUUUCGCAGGAAUGCUUUAGUGGUGUGAUCUUUUGAAAGAGUAGUUGAAAAUCUUGUUUUUGUGACCUCCAGUUCGCACCUUGCUUCAGUGAUGUAGAAGUGUACUCCACGGUGUAUCAGUACACCAUGAGAUCACGGGUAGGUGUCAAUCAUUCGACCUCUGGCUUGGAGGUUUCCCACCAUGACUCUCAUUUAUGGAUGGAGAAACAUUUUUGCACAUAAUACCUUAACUGUUGGACAGGACCUUCUUUUUUUAAAUGUUACUGUUUUAGUGCUCAGAAAUAUAUGCAGAAAGAGAAAUAUAUAUAUACAGAUGUGAUAUUUAGAGUGACUGUUUUCUGUCAGAAUUGGACAGAAUUUAGAUUUUGACUUUUGUACAUCUCGGCAGCCACUGGCAUGUUUGAAGAAUUUGGCACACAUGGAUUUGACAAGACACUUUAAUAGCUUUAAUUCUAUAUUUUCCACUCUUCCUUCUCCCUCCUUUCCUCCCCUCCCCUUCUCUUCCCUCUUCUCCUUCCUCCAUCUCCUGUCCGUUUCAUUAGUGCUGUCAGAAAGCUUCUAACACUGUUACACACCUGUAAACUUGAGCGUGUCAAAGCUUUUCACAAGUUCUUCCUCUCUUCAAAAAACAUAUCCAGCAGCUCGUCAGACGGGUUUCUGAAACCACACACACACACACACACACACCACACACCACACACCACACACACACACACACACACACACACACACACACGUCAAAUCCAGCAAGUCCAGACAGCUUUGAGAUCUUAAUCUUUGGUUUUCUCCAUCACUCUUAACAGUUUGAGAAAAUAUGUUUUUGGCAGCCUCUCUGGGGAGGAAAGGUGAGAAAAAUAAAGAAGGCAGAGAGGAAGAGUAAGUAACAAGUACGGAAGAUCAGGUCAUGCACCCAGAAAAAGAAGGUUAGGGUAGUGAACCGAAAUGUCCAAAAGAACCUUCUAGUUUUUCUUUUAAAUGCAGCAACAUGGAAAAAAAAUAAGACGUGGUGCAGUUACUGAAAACGUCUCCAAAAACUGCCGAUACAUUCGUUGUGUGGCGCUGUUCUGUGACUUGAAUAUAAAAAUGAUAAAUAUGACAGGAACAGUUUUACAAUUGAGGUCCUUGCUUUGAUUUUCUUUUUCUCAAUAACAAAGGAUUUACCUAAGUUUUAAUCAUGUCUGAUGUGCAAUGACCAGAUUGAUCGUGUUCUAAAAAGAAAAUGUCUGCUUACUUAGUUUUCAACAUUCAGUUCUAAAUUUCACACUAAAUGUUAUCAGCAAUUUUACUCAUUACUUUUGAUUAUUUAUUGUUAUACAAUAAACUCAAUAUAGAUAUUUAAGUGUGUGUGUGUGUGUGUGUGUGUGUGUGUGUGUGUGUGUGUGUGUGUGUGUGUGUGUGUGUGAUGUAGUGCAUGUAUAUGAGCUUCUCUUGAUGUAACACAGAGCAGGUUGUGUUGAAAUGUGUUGUUGUUGACUUUGUGUCCAAUAAAUAUGAAAAUGAGACGGA
Molecule: messenger RNA, 8394 nt
Organism: Sander lucioperca (pikeperch)
Lineage: Eukaryota; Metazoa; Chordata; Actinopteri; Perciformes; Percidae
Product: WD repeat-containing protein 7
Exons: 31
Coding region: 217-4713 (1498 amino acids)
Cellular component (GO): cytoplasm
Molecular function (GO): protein binding
Source: RefSeq, a predicted model, not a curated record